This is a messenger RNA of Penicillium mononematosum, 1599 nucleotides long. Its product is annotated as NAD-dependent succinate-semialdehyde dehydrogenase. Bases 1 to 1599 code for a protein of 532 amino acids. The transcript is spliced from 4 exons. NCBI's taxonomy places the organism in Eukaryota, Fungi, Ascomycota, Eurotiomycetes, Eurotiales, Aspergillaceae. Gene Ontology annotation, molecular function: succinate-semialdehyde dehydrogenase (NAD+) activity. The record is from RefSeq and is a predicted model, not a curated record. Gene Ontology annotation, biological process: GABA catabolic process.
AUGGACCGCAUCAUUCGGCCUGUCGCCCGCCAGUUAUUGAGACCCCGGCCGAGAUAUCCCUUCGCGAUUCCCCGAACAGCUCACGCACAGAGACUAUACAGCAUGAAACACAGCGCGCCGCAGUUGAGAGACCAGUCACUGUUCAUUGAGAAGGCGUACAUUAAUGGCGAGUGGGUCGAUGCUAAGUCCGGCGAGACCUUCGAAGUCCACGACCCAGCCACUGGCAAAUUGAUCGGAACAUGUCCCGAACUCGAUACAUCCGAUGUUGAGACGGCGAUUCAAGCCGCCUCGGAAGCGUUCCCCAAAUUCCGCACAACACUUGGCCGCGAGCGCGCGCGCAUGCUUCGCCGGUGGUACGAUUUGAUGAUGGAGAACGCGGAUGAUCCAGCUAAGCUGAUUACAUGGGAGAACGGAAAGCCAUUCGCGGACGCGAAGGGUGAGGUCAACUAUGCCGCCAGCUUCUUCGAGUGGUUCAGUGAGGAGGCACCUCGCACAUACGGAGACACAAUCCCCGCUUCCGUCCCCGGCAAUCGGGUCAUGACUAUUAAGCAGCCUGUUGGUGUGUGCGGGUUGAUUACGCCAUGGAACUUCCCCGCCGCGAUGAUUACGCGGAAGAUUGGCCCUGCCCUGGCGGCAGGCUGCACAGUCGUGGCCAAAUCUCCCCAAGAGACCCCCUUCACAGCGAACGCAAUCGCUGAACUUGCGCACCGCGCUGGAAUCCCUAAGGGUGUCGUCAACUUUGUUACCUCCGCGAAGAACACCCCUGCCGUAGGCGAGCUCAUUACUACCCACCCCGAGGUGCGUAAGGUGUCAUUCACCGGUUCUACUAAUGUCGGCCGCAUUCUUGGAAAACAGUCUGCAUCGACAAUCAAGAAGGUCUCUUGGGAACUCGGCGGUAAUGCACCUUUUAUCGUUUUCGAUGACGUCGAAGACCUCGACGCUGCUGUGACCGGGGCUAUCAACUCCAAGUUCCGCAGCUCUGGACAGACCUGCGUGUGCGCCAACCGGAUCUAUGUUCAAGACGGCGUGUAUAAGGAGUUCGCCGAGCGCUUUGUCCAGAAGGUCAAAGACUUUAAGCUCGGUGGUGGUUUCGAGGACGGAAUCACCCAUGGACCUGUCAUUCACGAGCGCGCCGCUAACAAGGCCCACGAGCAUGUGCAGGAUGCUAUUGGCAAGGGCGCCGAAAUUGUCAUCGGUGGCCAGAGGGCUACCGCGCUCGGACCUAACUUCUACCACCCUACUGUUCUUACCGGCAUGAGUAAGGAUAUGCUUCUCGCUUCCGAGGAGACCUUCGGCCCCGUUGCUGGUCUUUUCCCCUUCAAAACCGAGAAGGAGGUUGUUGACCUGGCUAACCAUGCUGAGGUUGGUCUUGCUGGCUACUUCUUCAGUGGUAAUGUUCGUCGCAUCUUCCGUGUUGCUGAGGCUCUGGAGGUCGGCAUGGUUGGUAUCAACACUGGUUUGAUUAGUGAUGUUGCGUCUCCAUUCGGCGGUGUCAAGCAGAGUGGCUUCGGCCGUGAGGGCAGCAAGUACGGUAUUGACGAGUUCAUGACUAUCAAGAGCAUAACUUUUGGCGGCAUGAGUCAACCUCUGCAGGAGUAA